This is a messenger RNA of Danio rerio (zebrafish), 2036 nucleotides long. Lineage: Eukaryota; Metazoa; Chordata; Actinopteri; Cypriniformes; Danionidae. The record is from RefSeq and is a predicted model, not a curated record.
AUGAUAUGCGUGCUCCACUCAAUCGUGAUUUUCAGAUGACAACUGGGCGUUCCGCGCGUGUAAAAGAGGCAGGGGUGAGGAAAUAUGGCGUUAUCUAUGGCGUAAAUGAUCUACGUAAUUUCCUUUAGUGUGGGAGAGAUAUAGUUGAGCUCUGUGUUCCCACAUCAAAUUAACCGCAAAGACAGAAAAGUGCGUCUGUUUUUCUUGCAUGAGAAAGUUGUCAGGUAGUUUGAAGGUUCUCGUGUAAGGUCAGACUUCUUCCAGACUAGCACGCGCACAGGUGAGGUGCUGUAAACAACGGUGCGGUUCACAACUUCACCUCCAUCCAUCCAGCAGUCUCGUAAAGGUGAUCAACGAUCUUCUUCUAUGUGUGAAACAAUCGUUUUGAACAUGACGAGCUUGAAGGCGUUCACCGAGCCGUUUGGGCGAGUGGCUUCUGAACCGGUGGAGGACACAGACCCUAGCAGCUUUAUUACAGAUAUGUCUCUAAGGUCAAACUAUCCUGUUCAGGUCACAGAUUCACAAGACCCGGUGACCCUUCAGCUCAGCUCUGUUCCUCCUGGUUUUUUGUCGUCUGCGGUGGGCAGGAUACGACAGCCUGUGGAAAAUGACGAUAGUGAAUGUAUUACAUCAGCGUCUGUUUCAUCAGACUUCAGUAAAGAACUCAAGCCCUGUAAGGAGGGUUUGUUUUCUGCUCCUCCACCCAAAAUCAGUGACCUGAUGAAUGACGAAGACCUUCUGUACAGCCUGCGGCUCAAGCUGGACCCGACUCACUGCACGGUCAAAAACUGGAAGAACUUUGCGAGCCGCUGGGGAAUGAGCUACGAUGAGCUGAUGCUUCUAGAGCAGCGCAAACACGGUGCCACUUACAACAGUCCUACUCAAGAGUUUCUCCUGCGCUACAACCAGAAACCUGUCACAGAGCUCACCGAACUCUGCCAACUUUACCAGCGCAUCGACGUGCUGCGGUUGCUCCAGCGCUGGAUGGAGAACGACUGGCCAUCACGAUGGCAGAAGGCCCAUUAGCUGCCACUUGACUAAAACUGGACCUCAAUGGAUGAAAUUCAGAACUGCAGGGAUGGACCGCAGGUCAGAAACACACACACACACUACUGAACAGCAGUGGUGGAAAGACAGUGUUUACAAAGUUGUACACUGGACUUAGUUCUUUUUUGAUAGCUCUUGGCUGAUUAUAGCUUUCCAAAUGUCACAUGUUUGUGGCAGGCAGUAGAUAUGCGACGGAAAGGUGAUUGUCAAAUAUACGAAGUGGCGCCCCAGCACUUCAAGAGGAAACUGAAAUGCCACUCAGGUGUGACUGCACCAUUAGAUCAUGUCUGGAAAUUCUCUGUCGUUCCGGACAUACCGCGUUUAAUUUAUUUACUGCUGAUGGUCUUAUGAAGAGUCCUUCUAUUAGUAACAUUCUUGAUGAGUAUGAGUCACUGUGCUUAUUAUCAAAAUGAGUUUUAAGAUGUUUAGAAGUCAGACUGGCUGAAUCUUUAUUUCAGUUGGGGUUCAGCUUCCUGUAUUUUCUAAUUGCAACAAAUGCUGCAGUUCAUGAUAUUCAUAAUAUCCCAUGAAAAUAUGAGAUUAGAGCUUGUUGGUAAUUUUGGUUUAUUUAAUGGUUAGGGCCAAAUUGUGUAAAAACUAUAUUAAAAGUCAUCAAAAAUACAACAUAAAAGAAAAGGCUUAUUUUGGUCAAACCAACAAUAAAUAAUAUACAGCCAUGCUUAAAAGUAUUUAAAACCUGUUUACAGUUUACAGUUUUCUGUUGUUUUACUAUAUAUAGAUUUGAGGUGUGUGUGUGUAUACAAACAAACACAUCUAUAUAUAUAUAUAUAGAGAGAGAGAGAGAGAGAGAGACAUAUAUUAGUGCUCAGCGUAUAUAAGUAACCCCUUACAAGCCGCUCUUUAAAUUCGUAUUUUUAAUCAGAAGCUAUACAAUAUUAUAUACAUUAGAUUAGUCAGUACUUUUUAUAGCGGUCCAAAAAUUAAUACACCCAAAUUUAUAUGUUAUAGAAAAUAUGAAAUGCAAAUUU